Messenger RNA from Tarenaya hassleriana, 3790 nucleotides. Its product is annotated as C2 and GRAM domain-containing protein At1g03370. The record is from RefSeq and is a predicted model, not a curated record. Lineage: Eukaryota; Viridiplantae; Streptophyta; Magnoliopsida; Brassicales; Cleomaceae. Bases 409 to 3447 code for a protein of 1012 amino acids. The transcript has 9 exons.
AAAACAAUCUGAAGGUCAAACAACAUCACCUCACCGCUCACGCGGAUUGCAAUCAGUGAAAAGUCUCCGGCGACAUCUUCUCCAGUCUCCACGUCUGUGUUUCCUCCGAAAUUUGCAUUAUAAUGGUGUCCAUAGUUUCACCACUUCAGCCGGCAGUCUCUCCCCCAUAUCUCCAACCUUCAAAGCCAUUCCUCCUCAUUUUCCUUUCUGAGCCCUCAUCGUAACAACUGAAAAUCAAUCUUUUUUCUACAAAAGAGAUUUUUUUUUGGGUUUUGUUUUUCUUCGUCCUUGUCGGAACCGCGCGAUCCUUCCUAUUUCCCCUAGCCGCGAUCGUUGUCGGCCUAUCUCGUAGAUUUAUCCUCUGUAAUUUGAUUCGUCUGUUGAUUGAUGUAAUCAACAGCGAUCGCUAUGAAGCUUCAGGUUCGAGUCUCAGAAGCAAGGAAUUUGCCGGCCAUGGAUCUCAACGGGUACAGCGACCCCUACGUGAGAUUGCAGUUAGGGAAACAGAGGACAAGGACGAAAGUGGUGAAGAAGAACUUGAACCCCAGAUGGGCUGAGGAUUUCUGUUUCGCCGUCGAUGAUUUGAGCGAAGAACUGGUGGUGUCUGUUCUUGACGAGGAUAAGUACUUCAAUGACGACUUCGUUGGGCAGGUUCGAGUGCCUGUUUCCCGUGUUUUCGACGCAGAGAAUCAAUCUAUCGGAAACGUUUGGUAUCCCCUUCAGCCGAAGAAGAAAAAUUCCAAGAAGGAUUGUGGUGAAAUUCUUCUGGGUAUAUGUUUCAGUCAGAAGAACUCCGCUGUCGAUUCGAAUUCCAAUUGUGAGCACGACUUCAAAGUGGAAUCACCCGGUGAUCCGUCUACAUGCGUCUCUCCUUCUAGAUCAGAAGAUGCUACGUCUUCCAAAGAAGAUAAAUCAAUUUCGCAGAAAACUUUUGCGUGUCGAAUUGCUCAGAUUUUUAACAAAAAUGCAGAUAGUGCACCUGCGCUGUCGACAAGUAGGAGCAUGGAUUUGUCCGAGGCAUCUGAAAUCUCUAAACCGGGGUCCUCUAUUGAGCAGUCUGAGGAUGAAUCAUCUUCUGCUUCCUUUGAGGAAGUAAUGAAGUCAAUGGAGUCUAGAGAUGAGGAAAGUGAAACUCCGAGUGAUCUUCCGGGAGGGAUCCUUCUGGAUCAGUUGUAUAUGAUUGCCCCAUCAGAUCUAAACGCUCUGAUAUUCUCGCUCGAUUCAAAUUUCUACACAUCAUUUACUGAGUCGCAAGGUACCACGGAGGUUCAUAUAGGGCCCUGGAAAUUUGAAAAUGAAGGUGAGAGCCUUAAAAGAAUUGUUACUUACCUCAAGGCUCCGACCAAACUUAUCAAGGCUGUCAGAGGCACUGAGGACCAGACAUACCUUAAAGCUGAUGGGAAGGUUUACGCUGUUUUAGCAAGUGUGAGCACUCCAGAUGUUCCUUACGGAAGUACCUUCAAGGUCGAACUGCUUUACUGCAUCACUCCUGGCCCUGAGCUGCCAGCUGGGGAUCAAUGUUCUCGUUUGGUUGUUUCUUGGAGAAUGAAUUUUCUGCAGAGCACCAUGAUGAGAGGUAUGAUAGAGAAUGGAGCCCGGCAAGGUCUAAAAGACAACUUUGAACAGUAUGCCAAUUUGUUGGCUCAAACUGUAAAGCCCGUCGAUUCAAAGGAUAUCGGGUUAAACAAGGAGCAGGCUUUGUCUUCCUUGCAAGUCGAGACACAGUCAGACUGGAAAUUGGCUGUGCAGUAUUUUGCCAAUUUCACUGUCUUUUCCACUUUUCUGAUCGGUGUUUAUAUACUCAUCCAUAUUAUGCUUGCUUUACCCAGCACAAUUCAAGGCCUCGAGUUUAAUGGUCUUGAUCUUCCGGAUUCGGUUGGUGAAUUUGUUGUCAGUGGGGUUCUUGUUCUUCAAGCUGAAAGGGUAUUGCACUUAAUUUCUCGUUUCAUUCAGGCAAGAAAACAAAAAGGCACUGAUCAUGGCGUCAAAGCUCAUGGAGAUGGCUGGUUGCUCACUGUUGCUUUGAUUGAGGGGAUUGAUCUAGCAGCUGUGGAUUCAAACGGACAUUGUGACCCAUAUGUGGUAUUUACUUGCAACGGGAAGACAAGAACCAGCUCCAUCAAAUUCCAGAAAUCUCAUCCUCAGUGGAAUGAAAUAUUUGAAUUUGACGCGAUGGAUGACCCUCCUUCAGUCCUAAAUGUUGAAGUUUAUGAUUUUGAUGGGCCUUUUGACGAGGCCGUUUCUCUUGGACAUGCGGAGAUCAACUUUGUGAGAUCUAAUAUAUCAGAUCUAGCGGAUGUUUGGAUACCACUGCAGGGAAAAUUGGCUCAGGCUUGUCAAUCAAAGCUGCACCUGAGAAUUUUCUUGGAUCAUACAGGAGGUGGAAAUGUUGUGAGAGAAUAUUUAAAUAAGAUGGAGAAAGAAGUGGGGAAGAAGAUAAAUGUGCGUUCUCCUCAAACGAAUUCUGCCUUCCAGAAACUCUUUGGGCUCCCACAAGAGGAAUUUCUGAUCAAUGAUUUCACAUGUCAUUUAAAGCGCAAAAUGCCUAUGCAGGGUCGUCUAUUUCUGUCUGCCAGGAUUAUUGGCUUCUAUGCAAGCCUUUUCGGGAACAAAACAAAGUUUUUUUUCCUUUGGGAGGAUAUAGAGGACAUUCAAGUGCUCCCUCCCACACUUGCUUCAAUGGGAAGUCCCAUUAUCGUUAUGACUCUCAGACCAGGUAGAGGAAUGGAUGCAAGGGUUGGUGCCAAGACACAAGAUGAAGAAGGCAGGCUUAAAUUCCAUUUCCACUCAUUUGUGUCUUUCAACGUUGCACAAAAGACAAUUAUGGCUCUUUGGAAAGCGAAAUCUUUGAGUCCAGAACAAAAAGUGCAAGCCGUUGAAGAAGAAUCAGAAGAUAAGCUUCACAGCGAAGAGAGUGGUUCAUUCUUGGGGGUUGAUGAUGUCCGAUUCGCUGAGGUUUAUUCUUCUACCCUUCCUGUUCCGGUAAGUUUCUUCAUGGAGUUGUUUGGUGGGGGUGAAUUGGAUCGUAAAGCUAUGGAGAGAGCAGGUUGUCAGAGCUAUUCAUGCAGUCCAUGGGAAUCUGAGAAGGCUGAUGUGUAUGAGAGGCAGACAUACUACAGGGAUAAGCGCAUUUCUCGCUAUAGAGGAGAAGUGACAAGUACUCAGCAAAAAUCUCUUCUGCUGGAUAGGAGCGGUUGGCUUGUUGAAGAGGUUUUGACUAUCCAUGGGGUCCCUCUCGGUGACUAUUUUAAUCUACAUCUUAGAUACCAAGUGGAGGAUUUGCCCUCAAGACCAAAGACCACAUAUGUUCGUGUAUUCUUUGGAAUUGAAUGGCUAAAGAGCAGUAGACAUCAGAAAAGAGUGACAAAGAACAUCCUCGUGAAUCUACAGGAUCGCCUGAAACUGACAUUUGGCUUCCUGGAGAAGGAAUAUGGGAGCAGUUCAUAGUAAAAUUUACUUUUUUUACAACAGGAAAUUGCAUUUGGAGAGCUCGUAGGAUUCAGGGUCUGAAGCUGGCUCCAACUAUUAUAAUUGCCUAUCCCUUUCUCGGGAAACACAGUGAAUUUGAAAAAAGCUUGUUGCCAACUUGCUCGUGCUCGUGUACUUACACUUGUAGAAAAAUGAAGUUUCUCUCGAGCUUUGUAGUUUGAUUUUAUUUCUUACUCCUUUCCCUUUUCUUCUUUUGUUGAAGAAAAUAUGAGUGUUGUAAUGAGGCACAUGGGUUCAAGACAGACUUAUUAUUCUUUGUAGUAGAAGAAUCUGUACAUCCGAGCAAUCAUUUUAUGAUUCA